Messenger RNA from Neltuma alba, 1377 nucleotides. RefSeq lists its product as uncharacterized. The transcript has a single exon. The record is from RefSeq and is a predicted model, not a curated record. NCBI's taxonomy places the organism in Eukaryota, Viridiplantae, Streptophyta, Magnoliopsida, Fabales, Fabaceae. Gene Ontology annotation, molecular function: catalytic activity. The coding region runs from base 1 to 1377 and encodes 458 amino acids.
AUGUACCAGGUUGAUAUGCUAGCCAUUUUUGAAACUCGAAGCAGUGGGGUAAAGGCAGAAAAAAUAGCCAAUCAAUUAGGAUUCCCAUAUGUAGAAAUUAUAGACGCAGAAGGCUUUAGAGGGGGAGUAUGGUGCCUUUGGACUGAGAAGGUUGGGAGGGUGGAAGUACUAGUGAAAAACCCACAAUUUAUCCACCUCAGAAUUUUAAAUCAUCAACGACAAUUCUGGGAGCUUUCGUUGGUUUACGCCAGCCCAAACCCAAUUAUACGUCGCGGACUGUGGAGGGACCUCGAGACGCUUAGCCAACAUAUUCAGAACCCUUGGUGUAUAGGGGGUGACUUAAAUGCAAUCUUACUAGGGAGUGAACGACGAUCAGGCAGGGGUAGCAGUGGGCCUGACAAGGAGUUUCAACGUUUUACUUUAGAAGUUGGACUCAAUGAUCUGGGUUUUGUUGGACCACCGUUCACUUGGAGACGAGGCGAUGUGGAGAGCAGAAUUGACAGGGUGCUUAGUUCGGACGCAUGGAGUGAUUGCUUCCCCAACGCAAGCGUCACGCACUUACCAUGGUUUAAGUCGGACCACAGAGCACUACUACUAUCGCUAGAUGGUUUGGCACCACGAAGAAAGCCUGACAGACCCUUCCGUUUCAUUGCUGCGUGGGUGUUGCAUGAAAACUUCACAGAUUUGGUAAAACAGCAUUGGGGUACAACGGAUUCAUGGAGUGAAAACGUGGCUCACUUCACAGAAGCAUGUCGUGACUGGAACCGAAAGGUUUUUGGACAUACGGAACGGAGGAAAAGACACAUUAUGAGACGACUUCAUGGUAUCUCAAGGGCGGAAUCCCGCUACGGAUUGACACCUGAACUCGAGACUCUACAAACACAACUUUGGCAGGAACUUGAGGAAGUCUUGGUACAGGACUCCCUGCUAUGGGCUCAGAAAGCUCGUACUGACUGGGUGGUGCAUGGAGACCGCAAUACGAGGUACUUUCAUGCUAGAGCCAAUGGAAGAAGACGACAAAACCAUAUUGGGGCCGUUAGAAACUCCGAGGGUGUCUGGGUAUAUGAGCCUGACUUGUUAAAAAACAUGGCAACAAAUUUCUUUUCUGCGCUUUUCACUGAUGAAGGGAUCAAUAGAGCGCCUCUGUCAUGCAGUGUUAAGUAUCCCCCGCUUGACUCGGUAUACCUUAGAGCUCUCGAAAAGCCGGUGGAAAACGUAGAGAUAAGAGACGCAAUCUUCAGCAUGGGAGCUCUGAAGGCCCCGGGGCCGGAUGGUUUGAACCCGUUUUUCUAUCAAAACCAAUGGUCACAUGUUGAACACUCGGUCUACAGUAAAAUUCGAAGACUGGGAGGAACCUACGGAGAUAGAAAGUGUUAA